Penicillium arizonense is the source of this 891-nucleotide messenger RNA. Its product is annotated as sucrase/ferredoxin-like domain-containing protein. The record is from RefSeq and is a predicted model, not a curated record. Lineage: Eukaryota; Fungi; Ascomycota; Eurotiomycetes; Eurotiales; Aspergillaceae. The coding region runs from base 1 to 891 and encodes 296 amino acids. The transcript is spliced from 2 exons.
AUGUUGCGCUCCUGGUUCUCUCUAGGUCGCGCCAACGAGUACAUCUUUCCGACAGUGGACCCCGAGGCGGACGGACCGGACUGCUUGAAAGACUGCGCCGACUGUACAGUGCAAUAUCCGUCAAAAGUCAAGGUCGAGACUUCAAGGCCGCUAUAUGGCCAGAUCAAGUCCUUCCAUUCACACGUUCUUGUGGCGACCGGGCAAUCGGACUGGAAAGAGAAAGUUGAGCAGGAAAAAGGCAGCUUGAUGGAGGCAUUUGAUCAGACAAAAUCAGAGCACGGUCGCAUAAUGGUCUCAGCAUCAAAUCUCAAUGCCCCAGACCACGACACAGCAGAGGGACCCGACAAAGCCACCUCUGUUCUAAUUCUACCAUCAUUCACAUUCGUCGACGGUAUCACCCAAGCCGAUGUACCAGAAGUGAUGAGUCGAUUCAUCGAUCAUCCCAUCACUCAGGAUCGGGUCGAUGAAAAGGACACCGAUGCUAGUACAGUGUCCCCUGUAGCUGGAAUCAGCUCUCGACAUUGCAAUCUGGAUUACGUGGUACUUCUAUGCUCACACCGGCGACGAGACGCACGAUGCGGAAUUACAGCACCCUUAAUCAAGCGCGAGUUGGAGCGACAUCUUCGUCCACUGGGCCUAGACCGCGACGCCGAUGAUUCGCGACCUGGAGGCGUUGGGAUAUUCUUUGUGUCGCAUGUCGGUGGACACAAGUUCUCGGCAAAUGUCCUUAUCUACCGGAAGAAAGAUCAGCAGAUGAUUUGGCUGGCAAGGGUGCGGCCGGAGCAUUGUGAGGGGAUUGUCAAGUACACUCUACUCCAGGGGAAGAUUGUACACCCCGACUCACAGCUUCGAGGGGGUUUCGAUCGAGCCCGUGGAUUGACGAGUUGGUGA